Molecule: messenger RNA, 1377 nt
Organism: Paramecium tetraurelia
Lineage: Eukaryota; Ciliophora; Oligohymenophorea; Peniculida; Parameciidae
Exons: 4
Biological process (GO): endocytosis; endosomal transport
Cellular component (GO): cytoplasm; plasma membrane
Molecular function (GO): protein binding
Source: RefSeq, a predicted model, not a curated record
AUGUUUCAAUAUACACCUUAAGAAGACGCCUACUACAGACAACUCUGGGCUCCCUUUGAUCCAUAAGGUCUAGGCUUUGCAGAGGCUAAGAGUACUGUUCAAUUUUUCAAAAAAAGUCGACUUCCAGUUGACGCACUCAAAGGAGUAUGGUUGGCAGCUGUAAAGAAUUAAGAAGGCAAACUUUAUUAUUCAGAAUUUGCCACUGUUAUGAGACUAAUUGCAUAUUGUUAAAAUGGAUUUGAAUUUAAUGAGCAAUUAUUGAACUAAAAUAGGCCAGUUCCUCUUCCAGUGAUGGAUGGAAUCUAGGUACCACAAUAGUAGUAAUAAUAAUAACCCUAAUAAUAAUAAUAACCAAUCCUAUAACCUUAAUAGCAGUAGUUCAACAACUUUUAAUAAGCUUAAAAUUAGUUACCCUAAUCAAAUUAUUACUAAACAGUACCAGUCCCAAACCAUAAUCAAAUCUCACUCUAAACUUAUGUUGAACCCAUAAUAGAUUAUUCAAAAUACGAUUUACCUGAUGAUUAAUAUAAUAGAUAUGAACUCUGCUUCACACAAUAAGAUAAAGCACACUAAGGAUUUAUAUAAGGGGACUAGGCUUUAGCAUUUUUUUAGAAGUCACAACUCCCAGCUUUAACUUUGACCCAACUUUAGAAUUUAGUUGAUAUUGGACACAAAGGUUUUUAUUUUAAGAAUGAGUUUAUUGUUGCUGUUCAUUUGAUAGCUCUUUGUCGAAAAGACAUCCCAUUACCUUAAUAAUUGCCUGAGUCUUUGCUUCAAUUAACAAGAAGAGACCAAUAGUAAAAUUAGGUUCGAUCAACUUCUCAAACCAUGCCACAAUUACCUUCAGGUUUACCACCAUAACCACAAAGAGCAGGAUCUUAGAAUGAAUUCCAAGGUUCCAAUCUCCAAGCGAGUUAUUCACAGAAUAAGCUUUAAAAUUAAGCCUAAUAGAUUUAAUUAGCAAAUAACGUAGAUUAAUAAAAAUAAAUAAUCGAUGACAAGAAGAAGGAUGUUGAAUUUCUCAAUCAAACCAUCUAAAAACUUCAAAGCUUUUAUGAUUUCCUUAAGAAAGAGUAAGAUGAAUUGUAGGCUUAAAUAACAUCAUUAAACGAUUAAUAAGCUUAGAAACAACACCAAAUGGAUAUUUUACAGGAUAGUAUUUUAAAUCAAUUGCAGGUCAAUUAAAGCUUAUAGAAAAAAUUGUUUGAACUCAAAUAAUCCAAUAAUUAAUUUUAAGAAAAUCAGCCUCCUACUCAGACAACUUAGUUUUAAACUAUAAAUAUUGAAGACGAUUACGAUUACUCGAAUUAUAGAGCUAAGAAAGACAAGGUCGUUUCUGGAGGCAAUCAAAACACAGAAAAUCUUCCCUGGCAUUGA